This is a messenger RNA of Myotis davidii, 1303 nucleotides long. It is a transcript of the gene NNAT, whose product is annotated as neuronatin. The record is from RefSeq and is a predicted model, not a curated record. Gene Ontology annotation, cellular component: cytoplasm. The transcript has 3 exons. Bases 146 to 388 code for a protein of 80 amino acids. Lineage: Eukaryota; Metazoa; Chordata; Mammalia; Chiroptera; Vespertilionidae. Gene Ontology annotation, biological process: brain development; positive regulation of insulin secretion.
CAAGUGCGCAUGCGCAUUUGGGUGGCGGGCGGAUACUUAAAGGGCGGCUGCGGCAGUGCGCCCAACAGCGGACUUCGAGAGACCAGCGGCCCUCGGCGAACCCUAAGCCUUCGGCAAACUCUCUCAACCACCUAUUCUCGGAACCAUGGCGGCAGUGGCGGCAGCAUCGGCUGAACUGCUCAUCAUCGGCUGGUACAUUUUCCGCGUGCUGCUGCAGGUGUUCCUGGAAUGCUGCAUUUACUGGGUAGGAUUCCCUUUUCGAAAUUCUCCAGGGACCCAGCCUAUUGCAAGAAGUGAGGUGUUCAGGUACUCCCUGCAGAAGGUGGCAUACACCGUGUCGAGGACCGGGCGGCACGUGCUGGGAGAGCGCCGCCGGGCCCCCAACUGAGGCCCCAGCCCCCAGCCCUGGGCGGCCAUGUCACCAGGUGCUCCUGUGCAUCUCGCCCAGCAUGGGAGCCAUUGCCGCCCAGGAAUAGGGGGUCCCCUGUGCUCUCUCGCCAGAGGAGCAUUUGCCAAGGUCAAUGAGGGGCUGGCAGGCCUCCAGAGAAGCAGCACCGCAAUGACGACAAUACCUGAUCCCUUUCCAAUCCCUGUGUACCCCUCCCAUUAUGGGGCGGGGUAGAGGGAGGAGGGAUGGAGGGAGAAUUCUGAGAUUUGGGCAUAGGCAUUCUGAUCUGGACCAAGUCGGACAGCGACAUCCCAGCCCCACAACCAGGGCCAUACCAGCAGGCCCCACCACAGAGAUCCAGACUACGACACCAGCAGCAGAAUGAACAUUCCAACAUCAUCGGCAAGCCGAAGCCCUGAACCUCUGAGCAGCAGACAAGGAGUCAAUUGCGUGCCUGUGUGGCGGGACAAGAGGGCUUGGGUGGGGGAGGAAGAGGGUUAAGAAACAGAGCGGGGCCCUCUCACUGUCCCUUGCCUACUGCACGUGCAUUCCAGCCUUGCUGCCUUUGCUCCCUCUAUUCCUCCUUCCCCCUCACUGCCUCCCAAGCCCACCCUACCAGAAAAAAUGUAUCACUCAAUUCGGACCUAUUCAAUCAGUAAAAGAAUCCCAACUUUACUAAAACACCUCCAAGCCCCCAGUCCCUCAUUGAUCUUUUCCCUGGUCUCAUGCAAUUGUGGUCAAUAUUGUGCAAAUUGCUAAUUGUAAUAAUUGUGUAAGUGUGCAUUAGUUGUGCUUCCCCCGCUAGAUUGUAAGCUCCUGGAGGACAGGGACCACCUCUCAAAUUAAAAAAAAAGCACCUCCCCCAUCUCGCACAGUGUCCCAGGACCCUGCGGGGCGGUGGAAGCGCACCAAAAA